This is a messenger RNA of Naegleria lovaniensis, 1566 nucleotides long. RefSeq lists its product as uncharacterized. Bases 1 to 1566 code for a protein of 521 amino acids. The transcript has 4 exons. Gene Ontology annotation, cellular component: plasma membrane. The record is from RefSeq and is a predicted model, not a curated record. NCBI's taxonomy places the organism in Eukaryota, Heterolobosea, Eutetramitea, Acrasida, Naegleriidae.
AUGUCGUUAUGGAGCCGUUUUAAUUCUAGAUCUUCAGUGAAUUGGAAAGAACAAUUCAAUGGAUGGAGAAGAAGAAUUUCCUUCAUUCUCGCUCUCGUCCUUAUUCUCUCCGUGGUUGGUUUUUCCAUCGGUUACUUUGCAGGUCAUGAUUUGAAAGGAGCCUCCACUUGGAAAUUGGGCUUUGUGAUGAUCAUUUCCGUUGCUUUUGGUUAUGCUCUCGUUCAGGCUUCUUAUGGUUUCGGAGCUCACUUUCGAGUGUUUUACAAACAACAAUAUGAGUUAGUGGAUGUGAAGAAAUAUAUUCAUCAUUCACCAUCGGAGGAGGACGAUGGUCAUAACAAACUCAUGGGCAAUAAUAAUAAUGAAGAACAACAAGCAGUACCAACCACGAACCAAGACCUCCAGGAAGAAGACGACGAGGAGAAACAACCAUCACCACCAAACAAGGAAAUUAUUCUCACUCCCGAUAAAACUCUUCCUCAAUACUCGACCAUGCAAGCUCAUUGCAUCAUGCUUGCUGUAGCGACCUUCCUGUUUUCCAUGCUUUAUAUUAUUGAUAGGGCUGCUGGAUGGCACAUGUAUGUUCCCGAAGCUUCUCCCAUGACCAUUUCCAUUGUGCUGGGAGGUUUCUUGUUUGGUUUGGGAAUGCAACUUGGUGAUGCUUGUGCUCUGGCACCUUGUUUACGAUUGGAGGUGGAAGUUUAUGGAGUGUUUAUUUACUUGUCUUCUUCGUGUGUGGCUCAUGUCCGUUGCAGCUGGCAUUCACUUUUUUACAGAAGAAAGAAUAAGAAGAGUGAGAUUGAAGUGAGUGGUGACUCAGACGAACAGUCAGGUCUCAUUAAUCAGGAUUAUGACAUUGACACUCGUUCACCACUUCAAAAAUUAAUGUCCUUUGUUUCAACUAUUGUUUUUAGAUUUAUUUAUGGGCCUUGGGACUUGAUCAGUGGAUCCAUUGCAUUGGCUCUUUUGAAUUUUUGUUUUCUAUUGGCAACUCAACAUCCAAUGGGUUUAACAGGACCAUUUGCAAUUAUUGGCUGUAAAAUUUUGGAUGCUAUAGCUCCUUCCUUAGACGUUCCAAAAUGGUCUGCAUGGAAAGACAUUGAUUUAAGAAAAGCCAACAUGCUUUUCAAUUCUAACUUUAUUCUUGAUUUUGGAAUUGUUUAUGGAGCCGUAAUUGUUGCCUUGUUAAGAGGAAAAUUUCCAAGUUUUCUAGAAGGAUUUUCAUUGAAGAAUUUCUCUCUCACCGGCCACAAACAACAAGCAUCCAUAUGGAGCACACUUCGUCGAAUUUUAAAUAAUAUUGGACAUUGGAUCAAGAAUAAUAUUGGACUUGCUAUUGCCAAAAUCAUUGGAGGAAUUUGUAUGGGUAUUGGAGCCAAAUUUGGAUAUGGAUGCAACAUUGGAGCUUAUUUCUCUGGUGUCUCAUGCAUGUCCAUUCAUGGCUAUUCAUGGAUCAUUAUGGCACUUCUGGGUGGAUAUAUUGGAGCUGUUGUUCGACCAUUGUUUGGAUACAAGAAGCGAAAGGUGGCCUGUGGAACUGUUUGCAAUACUGCUUCUAUUUAUUAA